UUUUAAAAUGCAAAUAUAAAAAUUAGACCAGGCUAAAGAAAUGGCAGAUACGAUAUCUUGCAGCAGCUUCCUAAAACAAAGUGAAAAAAUUGACUGGCUGUAUCCAGAUCUACUUUCAAAAGAUGGACUUAUACAUAUUCUUAGAAAGCGUUACAUUGGAUCAUCAAACCAAGAUUUGGAAAAUCUUAACAAAGAGUCUCUAGUUGAACUUUACAAUUGCUACAUUUUGCCUUUGCCACAAAGGAAAUAUAGAAACAACAGGCGUGGACAAUCUAUGACCAGGGAGCAAAUUUUAGCAACAAAAAGACAUCAUAAUAGAACAGAAGAAGAGGAUCCAUUAAAAAAAAAACAAAAAACAGAUGGGGAAGGAGCUAGUCAAAGUAAAGUUUAUGAAUCCAGAUUAAAGCCACCACCUUGUAAAAACAGUCUUGAUAAAAAACUACAACUGUGUUCAAAAAGCAUCGACAAACCUUCAGGUGACGCACCUGUUAGCAAUGGAAAUCAAGUAAAUUCACCAAGAAAAAGAUUAAAGUCAGGCGAGGAACCAUCCAGUGAUAACAUGGAACCAAGCUGUAAAAAGAAUUUCACAAAAAUUUCGUGGCCAUGACAUUUGUGUUAUUGUUUUAUCUACUGUAAAUUUUUGUUUGAAUGUCAAUAUUGGUCAUUCUGAUUUUAAAUUUUAAUAAACACUAAAAAAAAUUUUACUAGGUCUACCUAUUUUUAAAAAGAUUUUUCUAAUGAAGUAUAGAAU
Messenger RNA from Physella acuta, 751 nucleotides. RefSeq lists its product as uncharacterized. Gene Ontology annotation, biological process: embryonic morphogenesis. NCBI's taxonomy places the organism in Eukaryota, Metazoa, Mollusca, Gastropoda, Physidae. Gene Ontology annotation, cellular component: tRNA-splicing ligase complex. The record is from RefSeq and is a predicted model, not a curated record.